ACCAAGAUUUUCACGUUCCGCAUUAGUAAAGGCAGAGAGAAGUCAGAUCUUCCCUUAUAUCUGGUAAAAGUGAAGCACCGCUAACAUUAUUAUAUCAGUGAACGUAAUAAAUUAUAUGGGUCACAGGGCAAUAAAACAAAUUGAAAUCAUUCGCAUUAUACUAAAGAACACAGAUCAACAACCAAGCUGAAUAUUGAGUUCAUUCUCAAAUUUUCACUCAACAGAGAAUAUUAUUCCUGAGAGUAUAUUCAGUUGUGCAGGAGAGACGUUUUUCAAGAUGACUACAAUUUCUAGAGAUGAUGCUCGAACUAUCACUGAGGAAUUGGCAAUGCUCUCUCAAUUCCGUAGAAUCUCGAAAGUUUUCAACAAAAAUGGAGUCAGCUUUAAUAACAUACGCAUAACAGGUCAUAUACUACUGGUAGUAGCCUGCAUAGUGAAUAUGGUGAUGGGUCUACACAGUGACUGGAACCAAGUGGAACGACGCAUCCUUUGGCUGCGAGACUUGCAAAGCUUUCUGCUGAUGCUGCUGUUUUUCUGCAUGCUUGGCAACCGAGGCUGGACUCUCGACAAGUUCUGUGCUAUCAUGGACGAGCAUUAUUCCAGGCGUCAUGAAAUUACAGAGUUUGACGAUAUUAAUAGGACUUUCAGGUUGACCAACAAUCUCAACGUGAAAGCAUAUUGCCGCAACUUUCUGACUGUGCUCCUAAUCCGCAAUGCAGCUAUAUCCUACCUGCCAAUGGCCUACACUGUCUUCCUUGUAAUCACUUCAAUACUGGGUGGAAAUUACUCUCAAUUAGAUCACCUACCAGUUAUCACAUACUUCUUCUAUCCACAUGGAUACAUAAGCUGGCAACUUCAGUUUGUGCUCAACAUAUUCGCAACAUAUUUCUAUGUUAUGAACACGGUCUUCGGUUAUGUUUUUAUAUCGAGUAAUUUCUUCAUACUCCAUAAUACCUGGUACCAGUUUGGACUUUUCACGGAGUAUUUGAGAGAAUUGGAUAAACUCGAUUUGGAAGAGAGACAACUGAGGCGGAUGAUGAAUCGUGUUAUAAAGUAUCAUCAGGUCAUAUUAAAAAUACAUGCAAGCUAUGGUCAACUAUGUAGGAUGCCCAUACUGAUUUUCAAUUUCAGUAUGACAUUUCAAAUAUGUACAUACAUCUACAGUAUCAUUGAGUUAAGAAAGGCCAGAUUCUUAAUCCAGUUGAUAUUUGCUCUAAUGCUGCUAUAUGGUUUUUCAAGUUAUGGACAGAAAGUUGUGGACGUGGGUGAACGUUCAAGUAAUUGCUUGUAUGAGAUUGAAUGGUCAGAGAAGCCAAUUUGGUACCAGAAACAGUUACUGUUAAUGCUCACUAGGUCAGCUGUGAGUACAGAGCUGCAUUUCUUUGGUCUCAUGUCAACAAAAAGAACGCUUUUCACCAAGGUGUUACAAGCUGCUUAUACCUAUUUAAACUUUCUGAGAGGAACCGAUACAUGAGGGUAAAAAAUGUUUCAACAUGAGGAAGAUGAUAGUUACCAGCUGUUAAUAUUAUUAUCACCAGCUGCUAUUGUGAAACUUUUUGAUGGAGUCAUAAUAUUCGAGGUCUUGUAUUUUACUGAUAAAUUAAUGUAUGGUCCUAUCAAUUAAAAAUAAUGUUUUUUGAUUUUCCCAAUUCAUUCCAAAACUGAAUGGCAUAUUGAGUUGGAAUUUUGAGAAUCAAACUGGA
Messenger RNA from Nilaparvata lugens (brown planthopper), 1703 nucleotides. RefSeq lists its product as uncharacterized. NCBI's taxonomy places the organism in Eukaryota, Metazoa, Arthropoda, Insecta, Hemiptera, Delphacidae. Gene Ontology annotation, biological process: detection of chemical stimulus involved in sensory perception of smell; sensory perception of smell. Gene Ontology annotation, cellular component: plasma membrane. The coding region runs from base 278 to 1474 and encodes 398 amino acids. Gene Ontology annotation, molecular function: olfactory receptor activity; odorant binding. The transcript is spliced from 8 exons. The record is from RefSeq and is a predicted model, not a curated record.